UUCACAGUUCUGGUAAGGUUGUGCUUAUGUUUUGUACGUCAUCUGUCAGUUGUCAGCUAUCAAGAGUAAACUUUGAAGUCUCGGAAGGCUCGGUACUCAGUUAAGUGCGAAUUGUGUUGUUUACCUCGCACAUUUUGCUUUCACUAGCAAAUGUUUACAUUUAUAAUUGCUCCUUAGCACUAUUGAUUUAGUGAACAUGGCUGAAGACUUAAAAAGGACUAAGCUUUGUGUAAGAGAGCUGCAAAACGUAUUGUGUGCCAUUCAGAGCCUUUCGACUUCCUCGGCGACCAGUGUUCUACUAGUACUCGCAUUUUAGUUUCGGUCAUCGAAGUGUUACAACGUCUCCGUUAUUAUCAAAACAAUGUUAUCGACUUCGUAUCAAACAUUGAUAUAUGAAAUGCGAUAAUGUAAUUAGUUUUGUGCGGUAAUAAAACGAACUUAGUGUGUGUGGACCAGUUUUAGAUAUAUUUGUAAAAAUGAGACAUGCAAUCGACCGAAAUGCAAAAAAGUGUAUCAGUGCAAGUAGAUAGUGAUUUCGCGCUUUUUCUACCCGGUGGUGUGUACGAAAUUAAAAAAAUGGAACCAAGAUCGAAAUUACGGAAAGUGAUUCUAUUUUGCUUAUUGCUCUCCUUGUUUGGGAUGGUGGCAUUUGGAUACUUCUGCCCAGAUCAGGUGUGCGCAAUGUCAUCUCGUGAAAGAGUGGCAGAGUCCAUGGCCCUCUCGUACGCAGAAGCACCGGGCCGACCUCUCCCUGACGUCAUCGUGCAGCCAGGUCUCUCAUAUGACGAGGUCCUACACGAUGACUUCAGGUUCGACCUCAACGCCCACGACGUCAUGGUCUUCUUGCAUAUACAGAAGACCGGGGGAACAUCGUUCGGACGCCAUCUUGUGAUGGAUCUGGAUUUGAAGAGGCCAUGUAACUGUCAACGAGCGAGAAAACGUUGCCAUUGUUUUCGACCGCACAGCAACGAGAUAUGGCUGUUUUCGAGAUAUUCCACCGGUUGGAAAUGUGGUCUUCAUGCAGAUUUCACCGAGCUGACAGCCUGCGUUGGUGGAGAACUUGACAGGCACGAAGGUUCUGCCGUGCACAGGCGGUAUUUCUAUAUAACGCUCCUAAGGGAACCUGUGUCCAGGUAUUUAUCGGAAUACCGGCACGUGAAGCGUGGAGCAACAUGGAAGGGCUCCCGCCACUGGUGCCAGGGAAGGACAGCAUCUGCAUCGGAAGUACCCUCAUGUUACAAUGGCGAUUCUUGGCGCGGUGUAACAUUGGAAGAAUUUACUGCCUGCUCGUGGAACUUGGCCAACAACCGACAAACAAGAAUGUUGGCAGAUUUGGCCCUCGUCGGAUGUUACAAUGGCACCCUGCGACAUAGAACAGCUGAUACGGAUAGGGUCCUCCUGGCGUCCGCAAAACGAAAUUUGGCUGCGAUGGCAUAUUUCGGCCUGACUGAGUUUCAGAAGAUAUCGCAAUACGUAUUUGAAGAAACGUUCAAUCUACGUUUUGCUGUUCCAUUCACGCAACACAACGCUACUGUUUCCGGCGCAACCCUCGCCGCGCUGUCGCCUGCGCAAGUCGCGCAGAUCAAACAACUCAACUCGCUGGAUCUCGAGCUGUAUGACUUCGCUAAGGGGCUCAUGUUCAAAAGAUUCGAAGCGUUGCGAAAACGUGACAGCGAUUUCGAGUUCCGCUGGCGACAUCUUGGCGAAGUGGCGCCGCGUAGUGGAGUCACUGAAUUCGAUUGGGACAGCAAUCUUGAAGAUGGGACAACCGAAAAAUACAAAGGCAAGUAAGGCCUUGGCUGCUAAAUUUUAGGUUAAAUUUAAAAUACCACCUUGUGAAGGAUCGGCGAAUAACUUGGCAAUAUAAUUUGGAUGCGCAGGAGUUUUUUAGAUUCUUUUGUUAAUGUUCAUUGCCAAGUUACAUGCCGACCUAUUUCAAAACUCUGUAUAUAUUAAAGAUAUACGCCACCAUAUUGUAAAUGAACAAAAUGUAUAUUAACAAGUGUCUUAGGUCCGUAUUUCUAGUCUUGUUAGUAAGAUCUAGAGCUAAUACGGGCCUGUGCAGUUUCUUUUGAUGAUUAGGCAUGUUAGUCCCUAUUUCUAAAACGUUAAUUAUGAGUCUUUAGUGAUUUAAUAUCGAUAUCCUAGGAUACGAAUCAAAAAUAGAAUUGUAUUUUUUUGACAUUCUUCCCUUUUUUUCAUUCUUGUUCUAUUUAAUUUAAUAUUUUGCAUUUUGUACGCAAUCUAAUAUAUAAAAUUC
Pieris napi is the source of this 2260-nucleotide messenger RNA. It is a transcript of the gene Hs6st, whose product is annotated as heparan-sulfate 6-O-sulfotransferase 2. The transcript is spliced from 8 exons. Gene Ontology annotation, molecular function: heparan sulfate 6-sulfotransferase activity. Bases 484 to 1791 code for a protein of 435 amino acids. NCBI's taxonomy places the organism in Eukaryota, Metazoa, Arthropoda, Insecta, Lepidoptera, Pieridae. The record is from RefSeq and is a predicted model, not a curated record. Gene Ontology annotation, cellular component: membrane.